Moneuplotes crassus is the source of this 3197-nucleotide messenger RNA. The record is from the annotation of a GenBank genome assembly. NCBI's taxonomy places the organism in Eukaryota, Ciliophora, Spirotrichea, Euplotida, Euplotidae.
UAAUAUUCUAAAAUGGAGGGCAAUCAAGAUACUCAAAAUGAUCAUCCUUUGGGGCAAGAAGAGCAGAAGACUGAAAUACCAAUUCAGAGGGAAGGCCAAGAACUUCCAGAGAAAAGAGCUCUCUCCUUGAUUCAUUUUACCAAUGAAGAAGGCUUUAAAGUCUCUGAUGAAGCAAUUGAGUUUCUAACAAGCAUCAAAGAAAAAGUGGGGGUCAUUGUUGUAGCUGGAAAAUACAGGACAGGCAAAUCCUUCCUCCUGAAUCGUAUCAUUCUUGGCAAAAUAGGAGAAGGAUUUGGAGUUGGUCCAACGAUAAACCCAUGCACCAAAGGGCUGUGGGUUUGGAAUGAAAUAGUCGAAACUGAAUACAACGGCGAAAAACUCAAAGUAAUCAUCAUCGAUUCUGAAGGGAUUGGAGCUUUUGAUGAAGACCAUAAUCAUGAUACUAAAAUCUUCUUAUUCGCAUUGUUGUUGUCUUCAUAUUUUAUCUACAAUAGUAUGGGAACUAUAGAUGAAAAUGCGAUCAACAAUCUAUCACUGAUAAUCAACUUAUCGAAGAACCUCCAUAUUCAAGCAGAGACUACUGAGGAGGAAGAUCCAGAUGAAUUAGCAAAAUACUUUCCAAGAUUCUUGUGGGUGCUCAGAGACUUUUCCCUAAAAUUAAGAGAUGAGUAUGACAAUCCCAUCAGCUCUAAAGAAUACUUCGAACAUGCUCUUAUGCCACAGAAAGGAAUUAGUGAAAAGGUUGAGGCUAGGAACAGAAUCAGAAGAUUAAUCAAGCACUUCUUCACAGAUAGAGACUGAGCUACACUAGUGAGGCCAACUGAGGAAGAAACUGACUUACAAGCACUCCAGUCUCUCCCUGAUGAUAUCCUUCGUCCUGAGUUUGUUGAUGCCGCUAAGAAAUUAAGAAGUAAGAUAUUUAAAAAGGUAAAACCAAAGACGCUCAACGGAAAAUUCAUUACUGGAGAAAUGCUGUUAGAACUAUGUCAUAGCUAUACUAAAGCAAUUAAUAAGGGUACAGUCCCUUCUAUCAAAAAUGCUUGGAGCUACGUAUGCCAAAAUGAAUGUCAGAGGGCAAUAAAUGACAGUAUCCGCUCUUUCGAGGAAAAAAUGAAUGAAUUCAUGCAUUUCUGUAAGCAGCAGCUUGACCAAAAAGUUCUUGAUGAAGGCACUUGCAAUAUUUUAGAAGAAGCCGUCCGGACAUUCAAGUCAAAAGCAGUUGGAGGCGACACUGAGGAGUUUGAGCAGAUUCUUCGCAAAGAACUCAAGAAGAAGGAGAAAGAUUUUAUGAAGACCUUCAAUUCUUACUGAGAAGAAAUCAUGGACAAGAAGUAUGAUAGGACUCUCAACCAGAUACGUAGAGAGAUCAACCUUUGUAGUAGUCCUGGAAGUGACCAAGAUGCUUCAAUUCGAGAGCAAAUCAAUAUCUUCCGACAUCAGUGUCAAGAUAAGCCUUACUUCGAUAAGAAGGAGGAAUGGAUCCUUGAGAAAUGACUUUCUCUCACUCUUAGGUUUGCAGAAAACUCAGCUCUCUCUGAGAAGAAAGAAUCCGAGACCCAGGUGAAAAUUUAUAAAACCCGUUGAGAAGAGUAUGAAUCAGUAUUAGCCCAGCUCAAGCAUGAAAAAGAGAUUGAAAAUGCGUCGUUAAAGGAGAAACUACAAAACUUCCAGGAAGAAAAGACAGAUCUUUUGGCUAAAACCCAGCUGUACGAGUCUAGAAUGGAUAAUUACGAGAAGGAAAAAGAGAAGCUUGAACAAAGCUUUAGAGACAAAUACGAUGAAAAUGAUGAAGAAAAGAGCCGAAUUAUAGACGAAAGCAAAUCUAAAAUCACUCAAUUGGUGGAACAUAUGAAGGAGAAGGAGGAACAAUACUUUAUGUCUAAUAAGAAAUUGGAGAACAUCAACGCUCUUCUAGAGCAGAAAAUGGAAAUGAUUGAAUCUUCAAUGAAAGAAAUUAAGGAAGAAAAACAGCAGAAAGAAAAAGAAUGAAAGGAACUACUCCAACAAGCCAAAACAUUAAAGAAGGAAAAUGAGAAGAUACAUCAAGAAAUGAAAAUGAAAGAACAAAAGAAUACUGACCAGGUGAAGAAAUUGACUGAAAAGGUGGCAACCCAGAGUAAGGCUCCAGCUCCAAUUAUGAAUACUCAGCAAAUCGCUCAGCAAAAUCCGCAUUUGCAACAGGAGUUUGAGGCUCUUUCAAAAGAGAGGGAUGAAUUGGCAAGACAAGUUGAAAUCCAAACGAUUCAGUUAGAGGAAAGAAGAAAUGCUCAUGAAGAACUUCUUUCUUCAUUCAAGAGUAUAGAGCAGUCUAAAUUAGAAGCUCUAAAGACUAAUUCUAUUUUAUCAGAAUCUGUAAAGCGAAGUGAUGAAAGAGCAAAGGAACUUGAAGAAAAGUUAAAAGGAUAUAAGAUCUACCAAAAGAUUUUUGAAUCUUCUUCCAAAAUUCAGUGAGUCCAUUGUGAAGAUUUCAUUUCAGCAAAUGCUUUCAAGAAUCAUCUGACCAAGUGUCCUUCAUUACAAACCGAUAGCUCAUUGCCUCCAUUGAAAGUGGAGCUGACAAAUUCUAACAUUAGGUGUGAUGAAAUAGAUGGCUAUAGUUACAGAGAGUACAUCUUGAAUGUAGAUUAUAGAGGAAAAGAGUAUAAAAUAAGGCCAAGAAUAAAUCUAUUCCUUAGGCUAUACGAUAGCCUCGAUGACCACUUCCCAAGCUUGAAAUUCCCAGAAGUUCCUGAAAUAUUUGCUCUCCAUCCUGAGGAUAGGCAAGCUUACAAGGAGGCAGGCCAUUAUGCAAAUGACCUCUCUGAGGAUCUGCAAGGACUUCUUUUGUUCUUCUGUAAAAACCCAGUGGUGAGAGAAUCUGUAUUUUUCAAGAAAUUUUUGGAGAUAGACAAGCAAUUUCCAGAUGAAUUUGCAAAUAAGUGGGGUGUCUCAGGUAGAAAAAGAGGGACUAUCAAGGUAGUUCAGAGCUACAGUAAUCUAGAACUGAUGCCUGAUGGGCACCCUAACAAUAUCUUCAGCUCUAAGGAAGACGGGAAAGUAGCCUAUAGUAUGAUUAGACAUGCAGACUCCUUACCUCAAAACCAGAGUCCGAACGGGAGAGAUGACAUUGAUACAGAUGAUGAUGAAUGAGUCAUUGAAGAGAAAAAUAUCAAUGAGUAUAUCCCAUAACAAUUAAUUGAAUUGAAUUGAAUUCAAUA